This is a messenger RNA of Laetiporus sulphureus 93-53, 2617 nucleotides long. Its product is annotated as sphingomyelin phosphodiesterase. Gene Ontology annotation, biological process: sphingomyelin catabolic process. The transcript has 18 exons. NCBI's taxonomy places the organism in Eukaryota, Fungi, Basidiomycota, Agaricomycetes, Polyporales, Laetiporaceae. The record is from RefSeq and is a predicted model, not a curated record. Gene Ontology annotation, molecular function: sphingomyelin phosphodiesterase activity. The coding region runs from base 443 to 2329 and encodes 628 amino acids.
GAAAUCCUCUCGAGAUGGAAUCCGCGGCGUCCACGCAGGCUUGCAAACCGCCUCGACUCGGAUCAAUCCCAAGCCCUUCGAACUCAUCUCCGAGGAGAACUUUCCCUCGGAUAUAUGGGACUGUGAGAGAUCGCACUAUCGCAGCCAAUGAGGGAAAUACUCUCGGAGGGCGACCUGGGAAACACUCCAGUUACGGCGCCCCACGACGCGACUGCGGCUCUGCACCAGACGCCAUGAUCCUGCUAACAAUUCACCCGAAAAGCAUGUCUCAUUCUCGAUAGAUCGCUCACUCGCCGUUGCCUGGCUGCCACCAUCACUGCGCACAACAUCGGGGCUGUUGUUGCCAACGAGAUAGCGGUACGUGCACCGCCGGCCGCUCUGAACAAGUGUCAAGUACUGGGCGCCCUGCUUGGCUGAGACUUCGACCGCUAGCAACUGCACGAUGGCUUGGACCCGUGCUUCUGUGCUUACUGCGCUCGUCUUGCCAUCUCUGGUUGCGUGCGGGCUGGUGGACCAAGUGGAACGGGCCCUCGCGACUGUGAGAGAUUGCGGGACGUGCCAUGCCGCCCUCCCGACGUUCAAGACCCUUGCCGCCCUCGGCGACGAACGAUUCGUGCAGACCAUCACUGCAGCCUGCAUCGACAUGAAGAUCGAAGACUCCGACGUGUGCGAGGGCGCGAUCCGCACGCAAGGUCCCAUCCUCGCGCACGACCUCCGCCACUUCACGCUCGGCAGGCAGACUGCGACCAAGUUCUGCGAGGCCGUCUUCGGCAUGUGCGCUCCGCCUCCCGUGAAUUCGUACGACGUUCCGUUUCCCAAGCCCGCCCCGGAGCACCCGAAGGAGUUCGUCUCGCGAGGCAGGCCGCCGUUCCGCGUGAUGCAUUUCAGUGAUAUGCAUAUCGAUCGGCAGUAUGAGGUGAAUUCGGAAUCGAAGUGCACCAAACCCCUCUGUUGCCGCACUUUCGGCCCUGAACCGCCUUCCCACAUCAAGCUCCCUGCGCUGCCGUUCGGUAUGCGGACGUGCGAUGCGCCGGGCGUGCUUGCAGACACCAUGCUCGACGCCGCGGAAAACUUUGGCGCAGGCGCGAAGUUCUCGAUCUUCACCGGGGAUGUGAUCGAUCACGCAGUGUGGGAUGUGGAUGAGAACGGAGUCUCGCGCGACAUGCAGGUGUUCAGCGACCAGAUGGCAACGAAGCUCAGCGCGCCGCUCUUCCCCGCGCUAGGAAACCAUGAGUCCGCGCCGACGAACAGCUUCCCGCGGAACACGACCGAGCACGAGAUCACCGCCGAAUGGGUGUUCAACGCACAACGCGCUGGCUGGAGUCAAUGGAUCGGCCCGAAUGCCACGGAACAAAUCCGACAUUACUCCGGGAGCUACUCGACAGUAGCGCCGAGCAUGGACCUCAGGAUCAUCUCGGUUAACACGCAGUACUGGUACAAGCAGAAUUUCUGGCUGUACGACAGCGAUGAACAUCAGCCCGACCCGAACGGCAUUCUCGCUUUCCUCGUCGAGGAGCUGCAGGCGGCGGAGGACGCGGGCGAGCGCGCAUGGAUCAUCGCACACAUGCCGCCAGGCAGAGGGGAUGUCAUGCGUGACCAAUCGGUGUAUUUCGACCAGGUGCUCCAGCGGUACAAGAACACGAUUGUGGGGCAGUUCUAUGGGCAUACCCACGCGGACGAAUUCGCGAUAGGGUACUCGAACUACAGUGAGCGGACGGCCGCGAACGCGAUCGGUGUGGCGAUGAUUGGGCCUGCUAUGACGCCUAUGAGCGGCAAUCCGGCGUUCAAAGUGUACGAUGUUGACCCAGACACGUUCGAGAUCAUGGAUGCGAAAACGUACUACACUAGUAUUUUCGACCCCGAGCAUCAACUGCAUCCCAAAUGGCAUCUCCUUUACAGCGCCCGCGAGACCUACGGUCCCCUGGUUCCCUCCUUCUCCGACCGCCCGGACGCGCCGCUCAACCCGGCAUUCUGGCACGACCUCACGGAAGUCUUCCGUACGAACGACCGCGCGUUCCAGAUGUACAUCGCGCACAAGCCGCGCGGGCGCGAGUUUGUGUGGGGCUCGUGCGAGGGCGCGUGCAAGGAGGGCACGCUGUGCGAGAUGCGCACGUUAAGGUCGGACGUCUGUGGUAAGGUGUCAGGACCGGUGUUCCACCUCCCGGAUGGCAACGGGCGCUUUGUCGGAGCGCAGAUGCAAUCCUGCGAAGGACAUGGCAUCGGGCAUAUCCUCAAGAGUUUGGCUAAGACCGCACCUGAGCACCUCGCGUGGGUGGAAGCCCCUCCAACAAUAUUCGAGGAGCAAUCCCAGCAGGUGUUAAACGGUUGACCUUCCCCUGAACGGGAUGCCUGUCAUAUGUAAUACAUUUUCCGUCGAGAGGACAUGGAGGCCGCAUAGAAAUCCGGCCAGGGACUACCUACCUAUCCACGUGUAUGGCGCACAAUGUAUCUUUUCCUUGUACGUACUCGCCUAAGGACUGUAUUUUGGAUAUCCGGGAGACAUUUCAUCGUUUGUUACCAUGUGGAUGGACGUCAAAGCCACAGCAUUCGUCGGCACUUUGCCAGAUCUUACGACCAUCUCGAUGCUGAGCAAGGACUACAAUCGUCCCAACCAUAG